Messenger RNA from Trichomonas vaginalis G3, 864 nucleotides. RefSeq lists its product as uncharacterized. NCBI's taxonomy places the organism in Eukaryota, Parabasalia, Trichomonadida, Trichomonadidae. The record is from RefSeq and is a predicted model, not a curated record. The annotation marks the transcript as partial. The transcript has a single exon.
AUGAACCACGACGCACUAAAGUCAAUAGUAACAGAGACUCAGUUGGACUUAAAUCAGAAGUGUCAGCCAGUAAGAAAGAUAGAGAAUGUUUGUAAUAUCAUCAUGAUAUCUAACAACUUCAACUCAGUAAAGAUUGACAAAGACGACAGAAGAUUUGUUGUCAUUGACGUAAGCAGCAGAUACAAAGGAAAUUACGAAUAUUUCUCAAAUCUCAUUGAAAGCUUUAAUGAAGAGUUUUAUUCAAACUUACUGACGUACUUCAUGAAGAAAGAUUUAAGUGAAUUUGAUGUAAGGAAGAUACCAUUCACCAGGGCUAAACAAGAACUCAUCGAAAUGAACAAAACACCUUACCAAAUGUUUUACGAGGAGUUCUAUGAAAAGUUUGUAUCCGGAUGGAAUUGUACAGAGUGCUACAGAAGAUAUAAAGAAUUUGCGAAGGAGAAUGAAUUCUUUGCAUGUAGUUCAAAUGUAUUUGGCGGCAAGAUGAGAGAAUUUGUGAAGAGAAGUAGAAAGCGAGACGGUUCUGCAAGAAGUUAUAUUUACGAAGCAAGUAUGAUAUUAGAAGGUCGUGGAAAGAAAGAAACAGUGAAUUAUGAGGAAGUGCUUGAAAAAUUCAUGGAGUACAUGGGAAGCAAUAUAACAUACAACAAAGACAUAUACAGUGAGUUUAAGUACUACUGUGAACAGCAUGAGAUUGAAGUAAUGAGUAAAGGAGACUUUGAAACGCUUAUGAAAGACAGUAAGGAGGUCGUUCAUGAGAACAGUGUUGAAAUAGUUCAUGAGAACAGUGAGGAGGUCAUACAUGAAUGCAAUGAUGAAAUAGUUCACGAUGUCGUUCGUGAAGAAGCCAUUGCAACAAAGAAU